AUGCUUCGCCUCGCAUUACUCUGCAUCGUAGCGGCUGUAGCUGAUCAGAACACCGCAGCCGCCUGUGCGGCAUCGGAUGCAUGCAAGGGGCCAGGAGAGCUCGGUGAGAGUGCUUUGGUACAGCUUGGGACCGCCGCAGCCGCCGCCCAGCCGAGGAUUGGAGGGGCCGCGGCCGGGGCCGCCGCCGAAGCCAUCGAGGCCAACUCGACGUUCGGUUCACAGUUGAUCACAGUCUACUGUGGUUUGAGUUGGCUCACACUUUGUUCAGAUGUUCCCAAGAAUUGGGAGCAGCACACUGGAGCCUUUGACCCGUCAAUGUCCACAGAGCCGCAAACAGCCUCGAAUCGAAGAAGGUCCAAAAUGAACUACAUCACGCUGGGCGGAGAUGGAGUGACAGGGGACCUUCCCAGCGCCGAUACGAUUAGCUCAAGCUCAAUCACCAAGGGUCAAGGGACCUGCUUGGUGAGUCAAUACGACAAUGCAGUACCCUACAAGGAUGACUUCGACUACUUUGGCAUCAUGAUUCAUGGGAGUUCGAUGACCUCUGGUUCAUAUACCAUUCCAGACGACCCAACAACUGGCACCACAUGGACAGAUAUCCAGAAGGAGUUGUCAAUCGCAAUGCCUUUUGGAUAUUUCUGGAAGAUUCUUGGCUCAAAGAUCGGCUCAGCGGCUCGACUUGCAUCACUCCCGAUGGGCGACUUGCACCUUGUUCACGCCCUUGGUUUGGAGGCUCCUUCGCAAAGGCUGUUGGACAGACUCAGUGACCGUGCCUUAGACCCAGCAGCUCCAAUCUUCGUUCCUCGGUGGAACCGUCCGCCUGCGCCCGUGGUGCAUGGAGGCAACGGUGCCGGGCAUGUCAAUGUCGGCGAGGCCAAUGUGGGGAUGGCCGAAGACCUUCAGCCCCCCGCCGCGGCCCCCGCUGUGGCCUCCGAAGGUCCAGCCAGCGACGGAAACGUUGCCUUCAGUGUUCUUGAGGCUCCUUCGCAAAGGCUGUUGGACAUACUCAGUGACCGUGCCUUAGACCCAGCAGCUCCAAUCUUCGUUCCUCGGUGGAACCGUCCGCCUGCGCCCGUGGUGCAUGGAGGCAACGGUGCCGGGCAUGUCAAUGUCGGCGAGGCCAAUGUCGGCGAGGCCAAUGUCGGCGAGGCCAAUGUCGGCGAGGCCAAUGUCGGCGAGGCCAAUGUCGGCGAGGCCAAUGUCGGCGAGGCCAAUGUCGGCGAGGCCAAUGUCGGCGAGGCCAAUAUCGGCGAGGCCCAAUGUCGGCGAGGCCAAUGUCGGCGAGGCCAAUGUCGGCGAGGCCAAUGUCGGCGAGGCCAAUGUCGGCGAGGCCAAUGUCGGCGAGGCCAAUGUCGGCGAGGCCAAUGUCGGUGA
Messenger RNA from Cladocopium goreaui, 1374 nucleotides. NCBI's taxonomy places the organism in Eukaryota, Dinophyceae, Suessiales, Symbiodiniaceae. The record is from the annotation of a GenBank genome assembly.